Molecule: messenger RNA, 463 nt
Organism: Amoebophrya sp. A25
Lineage: Eukaryota; Dinophyceae; Syndiniales; Amoebophryaceae
Source: the annotation of a GenBank genome assembly
AGUGUAGCUCUUGCUCUUGGCCUCUCAAUCAAAAUCUGACUCCGUCUGAACAACUCUGGAAUCAUCAUGUCGCGAAGUGUCUCAAUGCGCCGAGAGCUUUCCGCAGGGGUUUCACGACAGCGUCGGAAUGGAGCUGCUAAUGUUGGCUCAUGUCACUGCCUCGCCGCGAAGGGGCCACAGGGCACAAGUAGAACGUCUGUAAGCCAACGAGGGUUCUCUUCAGCGAGCUCCACGUCUUCGUGCUCCUCUACUAGGCGGUCGAGGAACGCGAACGGUGCUGGCGCAUUUGCACUAUCGCAACCAUGUCGAAGCUUUGCGCAGAUCGAUGCCUUAGCCAGCCAGAUCCGAGAACAGCAGGCCAAUCUCGCAAACUCAGUGCGUGCAGGGGAGGCUCCCAACGAAGACAAUGUCAUGGAUUUAGAUGCCGAACUUCUGCUUUACCAAGCUGAUGGCAGAACUUCCA